UAAACAACGGCUUCGUUUCCGUGGACGCUGCAGACCGUGCAAAAGCAAGUUUGGAUUUGUUUUAUGUGAAUGGUUGAUCAUUUAACCAUCGCAUAAAUUAUACAACGGGCAUAGAAAAUGUUUUUUAAUUCAAUAAUUUUUUUAAGUUGAAACCAAAUGGCGCAGCUUGUGCUGCGUGCUGCUUUGCGUGGUCCUCCAUCGUGGUGCAACGCUUAUCAUAAUUUUACGACGUUUUCUAUUUAUCGCAAUCGUGGAUGCUAAAGAGUUUACGCCCGAGUACUUUAGAGAUAUAACGCAGUUAUAACGUGUUUAAUUGUCCUUUUAAUGAUGUUUUGUAUUUAAGUUGUUUUUAAUGACAAUUUUGUGCUUACAGUUUGAUGUGGAUCUGAGCUCGGUGAAAGCAUCAAGAUGGAAAUGAAAAUAGAGCAAGUGGUUGUUGGAAAUGAAAUGAAGUCCACUUCUGCAGAGACCAAAUCUGACUCUGUGGGUGGCCCGGAGUACUAUCACCAUGAGAGUCUGCAGUGUUUCCAUUGCCUGAUCACUUUCAGAGACCUCAAAUCCAAGGAGAGACACAUCAAAAGGAACCAUCGGGACGAGUACAAGCGUCAACUACAGCAGAAUAAUACGCUGUUCAUGUGCUACAAGUGCAACAGCUCUUUCUCCACGACUGCGGAGCUCAGCCAGCACCAACCUACACAUUUUACCGAAGAAAAGCCAUUUUCCUGCUCCCUCUGUCAGGAAAGAUUCGGCACGUUUACCGAGCUGAACCAACACAGACGGAAGGAUUGCGGGGAGCGGCGUUGUCUUUGCGUCGACUGCGGCGCCAGGUUCCCCGUUCCCUUUCGACUCCGCAAACAUCGCAUCGCAAUGCAUCCUGAGAAAGAGGCUGCAGCCGAAGAUGUCGACAUGUUUCAGUGCUGUAAAUGUGGUGUUGUGUUCCAGACGGAAGACGAGCUCCUGCAGCAUCAGGAGGAAACUGCUGACUGCGAUCUUGAGGAGUCACGAGGCAAAAAGCGGGCCUGUGAACCUACGCUUGCUUCCGAAGAGGUGAAAGUUGAUAAGAAAAUCAAGCAAGAAGACGUUGCAAAAGAACACAAGAACUCGACUUCGUCUGCGAAGUGUAAAAUUCCCUGUCCUGAAGACGAUUGUAAUUGGAUGUUUGCCACAGUUGAAGCCUUGCGAGCUCACAAAAAAGAACUGCAUCGCCCUCGUCCUCUGAAUGCUCCCAGCCCUGAAUACCCCUGCCUUACCUGCGGGAAGAGCUUUGCAAGAGAAAGUACUCUAAAGGCCCAUCAAAACUCGCAUAUUAAGACAGAGAAGGCUGUUGAAAAGACAUGAUGCAGGAGGAGAAAAUUUCCUCCUUUGGUGUCGUAUCAUCAUGCCAUUCAUGUUGCUUGGUGAAGAAUUUCAGCAUGAUAUUUUAGAAUAACUUUAUGAAGCAGAAUUGUGCACCACAUUGCCGAUUGUUUCAGGAAAGUUAUUUAUUUUUUCCUUUUAACCAGGGUUCGAACGGGUACUUGAAAUCCUUGAAAAUUCUUGAAUUUCAAUUAGGUGCAAGGUAGAGGAAUGUAUUAUAAGCCUGGUGGCCGGCCAGGCUUAUAAUAUAUUGGGGGAAACCCUGAGGCGUUUUCAAGGUUUGGAAA
Molecule: messenger RNA, 1643 nt
Organism: Poecilia reticulata (guppy)
Lineage: Eukaryota; Metazoa; Chordata; Actinopteri; Cyprinodontiformes; Poeciliidae
Biological process (GO): regulation of DNA-templated transcription
Molecular function (GO): DNA-binding transcription factor activity, RNA polymerase II-specific; RNA polymerase II cis-regulatory region sequence-specific DNA binding
Source: RefSeq, a predicted model, not a curated record